This is a messenger RNA of Rhagoletis zephyria (snowberry fruit fly), 1704 nucleotides long. It is a transcript of the gene Rpn3, whose product is annotated as regulatory particle non-ATPase 3. NCBI's taxonomy places the organism in Eukaryota, Metazoa, Arthropoda, Insecta, Diptera, Tephritidae. The record is from RefSeq and is a predicted model, not a curated record. Gene Ontology annotation, biological process: regulation of protein catabolic process; ubiquitin-dependent protein catabolic process. Gene Ontology annotation, cellular component: proteasome regulatory particle, lid subcomplex; proteasome complex. Gene Ontology annotation, molecular function: enzyme regulator activity.
GUUUCACUUUCGUUGCGUUUCACUCUUUGUCAUUACUCGACAAUUUUUGGGUAAACUUGAAUUUUGUUCGUUCGUGAAUUUAUUUAUAAAUUAAGAAAUAAGGAGCAAAAUGACUAAUAGUGUUGAAGGUACAGGCCAGGACGUUGAAAUGGAUGUGGAACCUUCCAGUGAAACUGUAGGAGAUGCGAAAAAAGAUCAAGGCGUUUCCACCGUCUUGGAAGUCCGCGAGCAGAUACGCCAAAUUGAAAGGGCCGUAGCAUCUAAAGAAUCGAGAUUCAUUUUGAGAGUUCUACGUUCGCUUCCAAACACACGUCGGAAACUUAGUGCAGCUAUUUUCAAGAACCUUAUUCAAUCUAUUUAUCCAGCCGGUACGGAACGAGAAACUGCUCUAAGUUUGAUUCCAAAUACUCCGGUCGGGGUUAUAGAGCCUGAUGUUCCGCGAAGCCGUUCUGCUUCAAAGUCUCCAAUCGCCGAAGUGGACGCAUACUUUUAUUUGCUUUUACUAGUGAAACUUAUCGACGAGGGUGAUAUAAAACGUGCAGUUUUAUGUUCUGAAGCUCUUAUGUCUAAAAUAGCGGGGCAAAAUCGGCGUACUUUAGAUUUGAUUGGAGCAAAAUCGUAUUUUUACUACUCUCGAGUCACGGAACUCAAUAGCUGUCUUGAAACUAUAAGAGGAUUUCUUCAUGCUCGCCUGCGAACGGCUACGCUCCGAAAUGAUUUCGAAGGACAAGCAGUUCUUAUUAAUUGUUUGCUUCGAAAUUAUUUGCACUAUUCACUUUACGACCAAGCUGAUAAACUAGUAAAGAAGUCUGUUUUCCCAGUUUCGGCUAGUAACAAUGAAUGGGCAAGGUUUUUGUAUUACCUAGGCCGUAUCAAAGCAGCGAAGCUGGAAUACAGCGAUGCGCAUAAACACUUGGUACAAGCACUGCGCAAAGCUCCACAAAAUGCAGCCGUUGGGUUUAGACAAACUGUACAGAAAUUGAUCAUAGUUGUCGAGUUGCUGUUGGGAAAUAUACCUGAGAGACAAAUUUUCAGGCAGGCAGCACUACGAAAAUCACUUGCUCCAUAUUUCCAACUUACUCAAGCAGUCCGUUUGGGUAAUCUAAAGAGAUUUGGGGAGGUAGUUGAAAACUACGGUCCUAAAUUUCAACAGGAUCACACCUACACUCUCAUUAUUCGACUUAGGCACAAUGUUAUAAAAACUGCCAUACGCUCAAUUGGACUUUCCUAUUCACGCAUUUCUCCAAAUGACAUCGCAAAACGCCUAAUGCUGGAUUCAGCAGAGGAUGCAGAAUUUGUUGUAUCUAAAGCCAUUCGGGAUGGCGUUAUUGAAGCUACUCUCGAUCCAGAACAAAAUUAUAUGCGAAGCAAAGAAAGUACUGAUAUAUACAGCACUCGUGAACCUCAGUUGGCUUUUCAUGAACGUAUUACAUUCUGCCUUGAUUUGCAUAACCAAAGUGUGAAAGCGAUGCGUUACCCUCCGAAAUCCUAUGGGAAAGAUCUUGAAAGCGCCGAAGAGCGCCGGGAGCGUGAACAGCAAGAUUUAGAAUUAGCUAAAGAAAUGGCAGAGGAUGACGAGGAUGGAUUUUAAACCGGUUUCCUUUCUCACAUCAAAAACAAUGGCCAGCGCUAUUUUACAAAAAAUUUAGUACAUACAUACGCAUAACUUUAACGGCACCCGUAUUUGAAUUAAAUGUUUAAAAA